CGCGUCCAUGCUGGGUGUUGCGAGCUGUCAUCUAACCGGGAGAAGGACACCAGGACACCGGGAGAGAGAGGAGCCGCUCAGACUCGUUCCUGGAGAGGACAAACAAACCAGUGAAACCAGUGGAGGUGGAUUGAAACCAGUGGAGGUGGAUUGAAACCAGUGGAACCAGUGGAGUGAAACCAGUGGAACCAGUGGAGUGCUCCUGUGUUUCUGUGGGUUGAGGACUGACCACCAGCGUGUGUGAGAUUGUUUAAGGACUGCUGAUGCAUCGUUUAAGGACUUGUGCGGCGCGGUUGCCGCUUACCGCCUCGCAGGCGGCUCAGACUGUCGGCCAGCAACGGAUCACAGCCGCCUCCACGAGCGGCACAAGGACGUUUCAGCCAAUCAGGUGCUACACAGCACCGGUGGCUUCUGAGCCGUUUCUGAAUGGGACGAGCUCCAACUACGUGGAGGAAAUGUACUUAUCCUGGCUGGAGGAUCCCAAGAGUGUUCACAAGUCGUGGGAUGUGUUUUUCCGUAACGCUAACGCCGGUGCUCCUCCCGGCGCUGCCUACCAGUCUCCUCUGGGUCUGACUGCGUCUCCUCAGCUGUCCUCUCUGGUCGGAGCUCAGCCCAACGUGGAGAAACUGGUGGAGGAUCACCUGGCUGUGCAGUCCUUGAUCAGAGCCUACCAGAUCCGAGGGCACCAUGUGGCCCAGUUGGACCCUCUCGGCAUCAUGGACGCCGAUCUGGACUCGUGUGUCCCCACUGACAUAAUCACGUCCUCCGACAAGCUGGGCUUCUAUGGUCUGGAUGAGACGGACCUGGACAAGGAGUUCCGCCUCCCCACCACCACCUUCAUCGGAGGGUCGGAGAGCGCUCUGCCUCUGAGGGAGAUCAUCCGCAGACUGGAGAUGUCGUACUGUCAGCACAUCGGGGUGGAGUUCAUGUUCAUUAACGAUCUGGAGCAGUGCCAGUGGAUCAGACAGAAGUUUGAGACUCCAGGUGUGAUGCAGUUCACUCUGGAGGAGAAGAGGACUCUGUUGGCCCGAAUGAUCCGCUCCACCAGGUUUGAGGAGUUCCUGCAGAAGAAGUGGUCUGCAGAGAAGCGUUUCGGUCUGGAGGGAUGUGAGUCUCUGAUCCCGGCUCUGAAAACCAUCAUCGAUAAAUCCUCUGAGAACGGCGUGGAGAACGUCAUCAUGGGCAUGCCUCACAGGGGUCGUCUGAAUGUUUUGGCCAACGUGAUUCGUAAAGAGUUGGAGCAGAUUUUCUGUCAGUUUGACUCCAAACUGGAAGCAGCUGAUGAGGGCUCCGGGGACGUGAAGUACCAUCUGGGAAUGUAUCACCGUCGCAUCAACAGAGUGACGGACAGGAACAUCACUCUGUCUCUGGUGGCCAACCCGUCUCACCUGGAGGCCGCUGACCCCGUCGUACAGGGCAAGACUAAAGCGGAGCAGUUCUACUGUGGAGACGAUGACGGAAACAGGGUGAUGUCCAUCCUGCUCCAUGGAGACGCAGCGUUUGCAGGUCAGGGUAUCGUAUAUGAAACGUUUCAUCUGUCAGACCUGCCGUCCUACACAACGCACGGCACCGUGCACGUCGUGGUCAACAACCAGAUCGGUUUCACCACGGAUCCUCGCAUGGCUCGGUCGUCUCCGUAUCCGACGGACGUUGCCCGCGUCGUCAACGCUCCGAUCUUCCACGUGAACGCCGACGACCCCGAAGCCGUCAUCUACGUCUGCAAGGUGGCGGCCGAGUGGAGGGCCACGUUCCACAAGGACGUGGUGGUGGACCUGGUUUGCUACCGCCGGAUGGGUCACAACGAGAUGGACGAGCCCAUGUUCACUCAGCCGCUGAUGUACAAACAGAUCAAGAAGCAGAAACCGGUCCUGCAGAAAUACGCCGAGAAGCUGAUCGCUGAGGGAGCAGUCAGCCGGCAGGAGUACGAGGAGGAGAUCUCUAAAUACGAUAAGAUCUGCGAGGAGGCGUACGCUCGCUCCAAAGACGAGAAGAUCCUCCACAUCAAGCACUGGCUGGACUCCCCAUGGCCCGGUUUCUUCACUCUGGACGGUCAGCCUAAGUCGAUGAGUUGUCCUUCCACCGGUCUGACUGAAGAGAACCUGAACCAGAUCGGACAAGUCGCCUCCUCCGUCCCUGUGGAGGAUUUUACCAUCCAUGGAGGUCUGAGCCGCAUCCUGAAGAGCCGCGGUGAGAUGGUUCGUAACCGGACCGUGGACUGGGCUCUGGGGGAGUACAUGGCCUUCGGAUCGCUGCUGCAGGAAGGAAUCCACGUCCGCCUGUCAGGACAGGAUGUGGAGAGAGGCACGUUCAGCCACCGUCAUCACGUCCUCCACGAUCAGAACGUGGACAAGAGGACCUGUAUCCCCAUGAACCACGUGGCCCCGGACCAGGCUCCCUACACCGUCUGCAACAGCUCGCUGUCCGAGUACGGAGUCCUCGGUUUCGAGCUGGGCUUUGCGAUGGCGAGUCCCAACGCUCUGAUCCUGUGGGAGGCUCAGUUCGGAGACUUCCACAACACGGCUCAGUGCAUCAUCGACCAGUUCAUCUGUCCCGGUCAGGCCAAGUGGGUCCGUCAGAACGGCAUCGUGCUGCUGCUACCACACGGCAUGGAGGGCAUGGGUCCAGAACAUUCUUCAGCUCGUCCAGAGAGAUUCCUCCAGAUGUGCAACGACGACCCCGACGUCAUGCCGGCCCUCACCGAGGACUUCGCCGUGCGUCAGCUGUACGACUGUAACUGGAUCGUAGUGAACUCCUCGUCUCCUGGAAACUACUUCCACGUCCUCAGAAGGCAGAUCCUGAUGCCCUUCAGGAAGCCGCUGAUCGUCUUCACUCCCAAGUCUCUGCUUCGUCACCCUGAGGCCAGAUCCAGCUUUGAUCAGAUGCUGCCGGGGACUCACUUCCAGAGGCUGAUCCCAGAAGGAGGAGCAGCAGCUGAGAGUCCAGAGGAGGUGAAGAGGUUGAUCUUCUGUACGGGGAAAGUUUACUACGAGCUGACCAAAGAGAGAAAGAACAAAGGGAUGGAGGGAACGGUCGCCAUCGCCCGCAUGGAGCAGCUGUCCCCGUUCCCCUUCGACCAGGUGAAGGCCGAGUCGGAGCGGUUCUGCAACGCGGACCUGGUCUGGUGUCAGGAGGAGCAUAAGAACCAGGGUUACUAUGACUACGUGAAGCCUCGCAUCAGGACCACGAUCCAGAGAGCCAAACCUGUGUGGUAUGCGGGCAGAGGGCCGGCUGCAGCUCCGGCUACAGGAAAUAAAUUCACUCACCUGACGGAGCUUCGGCGUUUCUUGGACACGGCCUUCGACCUCGACGCGUUCAAGGAUCAGCAGUAGACCUCUGACCUCUGACCUCUGACCCCUGACCUGCCUCACCUUUGACCCCUCACACUCCUGGAUCCACCGCUCACACUCAGACACACAAAUAAACACAAAUGCUACUGACUACUGCAAAUACUGUAGUACCACUGAGGAAAUACUGCAGUACUCUGUGUACUUAUACUGCAGUACUGUGUGUACUGUGUGUAGUACUUUACUUCCUCUGUAGUAUUAAUGUUUUGGUCUUUUGGAGUCAGAACUUCUCCUAAAAUUGUUCAAAAACUGAAUAAAGUUUGGUUCCUGUGUCAGAGUUACACACACACACACACACUAACGCUCCUCCGUCCACACACACACACACACACACACACACACACACACACACACACACACACACACACACACAGCAGGUCAGCGGUUUUUUACAGAGCAGACGGUUCAGAACACAAAUACAGAGUGACUCCUCCUGUUUCCCUUUCUCCUCUUUACUCCAUCAUCAUCAUCAUCAUCACUCCCCCCCUCCUCCUCUUCCUCCUGCCCCCCCCCCCCCUUGAGGUUUCAGGAUUUAUUAUUGUUUUUAAAAACGGCUCAUUAGCAUCAUUAGCUUCAUUAGCUUGGUUAGCGCUCCCAUUUAAAGCAGCAGCUGAUUGGUUGCAAGGUGAGACUCUCUCCAGCCGGCAGGUGGAGGUGUGGUAGCUCGUUAAGGAGUCUGUGAUUAGUCACCGUGGCAACGCUUUCUCGCACUGAGAUUUUUUUCCUUUUUUUUUUUUUUUUCUCAAACUGAUAUUUUGGGGAAUAAAACGGCCGAUGAAAUCAACCAAAUGCUCAGCUUCUCUCCUCCCUCUAUCUAUCUAAAUCUCUCUCUCUCCUUCUCUCUCUGUCUCUCUCUCUCUCUCUACUUCUCUCUCUGUCUCUCUCUCCCUCUCUCUCUCUACUUCUCUCUCUGUCUCUCUCUCCCUCUCUCUCUCUCUCUCUUUCUCUCGUUUAUCCCGUGCCAAAAAAAAGGAUGUCCUGUUUUUCUUGGGUUAGCAUUUGCAGACGUUGCAGCUGAACAUUAGAGAUGAAUCUUCCCGGUUUGAUUGGCAGCAGAAGAAGAAGUCGGCUGCGGGUGUGUUCGAGCUUCUGUGACACGAAAAGAAAAUGAUUUAUUUAUUUUCAUAAAAGGGGAUUGAACGUUCUCUUCAUUAUUUUACUUCAUUCAAUAAAGAUACUGUAUGUACUGAA
Scomber scombrus (Atlantic mackerel) is the source of this 4535-nucleotide messenger RNA. RefSeq names its product oxoglutarate dehydrogenase a (gene ogdha). Gene Ontology annotation, biological process: tricarboxylic acid cycle. The record is from RefSeq and is a predicted model, not a curated record. Lineage: Eukaryota; Metazoa; Chordata; Actinopteri; Scombriformes; Scombridae. Gene Ontology annotation, cellular component: mitochondrion; oxoglutarate dehydrogenase complex. Gene Ontology annotation, molecular function: thiamine pyrophosphate binding; oxoglutarate dehydrogenase (succinyl-transferring) activity.